This is a messenger RNA of Xiphophorus maculatus (southern platyfish), 2353 nucleotides long. It is a transcript of the gene paip2b, whose product is annotated as poly(A) binding protein interacting protein 2B. Gene Ontology annotation, biological process: negative regulation of translational initiation. The coding region runs from base 213 to 608 and encodes 131 amino acids. The record is from RefSeq and is a predicted model, not a curated record. The transcript has 4 exons. Gene Ontology annotation, molecular function: mRNA regulatory element binding translation repressor activity. Gene Ontology annotation, cellular component: cytoplasm. Lineage: Eukaryota; Metazoa; Chordata; Actinopteri; Cyprinodontiformes; Poeciliidae.
CAGGCUGCUGUUCCUGCGGCUGUUUGUAUAUCUGUGAACUUUUAUUGUUGAUCGAGAUGUAAAUAUCCCAGAUGAGGGAGGGAAAAUCCCACUGAAGGAAGAGGAAGUCUUUUUUUUUCACUUCCUGAAGAUAUUUACUCUACUGCUUAUAUAAGGAGCUUGUUUUCUAGCGGGACUACCACAACCGGUCCUUUUUUUAAGAGCCAGCUGAGAUGAGCGGUCCAGAGGUCGCCAACACACCGGGAGGCGGAGCGCCGGGAAAGGAAGGGAAAGAGCCGGUGGCCAAUGGGCACGCAGGAGACGGACCCGAUGCCAACCCGUUUGCUGAGUACAUGUGGAUGGAGAACGAGGAGGAGUAUAACAGACAGGUGGAAGAGGAGCUGUUGGAGCAGGAGUUCCUGGAGCGCUGCUUCCAGGAAAUGUUGGAGGAGGAAGACCAGGACUGGUUCAUCCCUUCGCGUGACCUCAACAACCAGGGAGUCGGCCAGCUGCAGCAGCAACUCAACGGGCUGUCGGUCAGUGACCACCACAGCAACGUGGAGGAAGUGGCGAGGAAGAGCAUUUUGAAUCCUGAAGCGAAGGAAUUUGUGCCAGGGAUGAAAUACUAGAAGUCCCCCUCACCCCCAUGGAGCCUUCAUGCACACAUGAGCCCUUGCACAUCCAGAGACUCUUUACGGCCGUGGCCGCACACAUUCUUAUUGUUACACACACGCAAACACACACCGUACACACUUGAAGUCAGUGGCGUGCCGGUAGGCCCAGUUGGGGGGUGGGGGGAUUUCUUUCUUUUUCUUUUCUUUUUUCCUCUUUAAUCUUUUUAUUUUUGUUUUUUUUCUCGUAAACUGAGGGGCGCUGGGCCCCGCAGAUGCUAGCUCAUCGUUUGCAUUUCACGUGUCAUAUUUUCCGUUUUGCAGAGCAUGCAGAGCUCACUGUGGCUCCCUGGGAAUUGUGGCAGCUACCUGAGAGAGAUGCCAGGUCAAAACUUCAACAAAAAGGCUUUACAAGAAAUCUAAAACAGUUUGGAUCAACACUUGUAACUGCUUUAUUUUCAAUUUUUCUCUUUUUUCUCUAAAAUGAGCAAACACCAUUUUUUAGUAGGAAGAGGGUUUCAGCAACAGCAAGGCUAAAGAAGGACAAGAAUUUCAGGGGACUCCAGUGAGGUUCUGUGGCUGCUCUGCAAACUCAUCAGUCAUCAAAAUUCAUUAAAUCCGACAUACAAAAACUCCUGGUUACGUUGCAGCUCUUGUGCAUCUAGAGAUACGAGUUCACCUGAAGCUGCAGCAGCUCUGUUUCCUAACAAACCCAGACGCCUCCUGCCCUCCCCCGCCGUUCACCCCCACCCUGCCUGGCAGUUCAUUUCAUCCUGUCAGGGCAGACAUGGACAGCUGUAAUCGUGGAUGAGAAAUUUAUUUUUCAGAUUUUUAUAUAGAAAUCCAGGUUUAUCUUUUUGUCCAGCGCGUAAGAGCCGAGGUGGUUUAACGUCUAAAUCAUGCAUCAAGUUGAGUUUGUUGUUUAAAAAAAAAAAAAAGAGAUUCUAAUUGUUUAUUUUGCUAUCGGCUUCAUGCUUGGUUUCAGAUUGGGUUUAUUUGGGGACCAGCGUUGUUAUGGGAACGGGGGGGGAUGAAGGGGUGGAGGAGAUGGGUUUGCUUUGAAACACAGCCGCUGCCUCCUCCUGCUGGACCGGCUCGGUUCGUUCAGAUUUGGUGUCCAGAUCAGGUUCUCAAAAAUAGCUUCGUCUCCUUUUUUUUUUUUUCCUCCUUUCUUUCCACUUUGUGUAUUUGAGGACGAGGCGCUGGUUUCUACUGUGGUGUCCAAUUUGUCCUGGUAAAGUGGAGCAUUUGGUGGACAGUAUUGCAUCCCUCCAAUUCUUUUUAUUCCUACUCAAGGACAGAAUUUGUUUUUCUUCUCGACGAAGUUCUUCCUUCCGAACCAGAACUCCUGGUGUUCCAGGAUUUUCCGGAGUUUGUAUUGUUUGACUAUAAUAUCAGUUAAAUUAAAAGGAGAUACUUUUAGCUGCAGUCAAAAAUUACGACGUCCUGUUUUCUGAAAUCUGCCACGUCGACUUAUAAAUUCAGCGGCAGUGUCAUGGAGAAACCAUCAGAAUAUUUCACCACUGGGUAAUUGGUCGUCCUAUUGGCUCGUCUUGAUGCUGUUGCUGCCUGGAAACGCAGGGGUUCUGGUUUUCAGGUGGAACUUCCUCACAGUGUUGGACCGCAGCACCGAACAGCAACCUGGAGAAUGGAGAAGCCAGCGGGGACCGUCCGCCAGGUGGAUCGUACAACAUGAAAUCAUUUUUGGUGAUUUUUGUUUUGAGUUAGAUGACAGAAGCUGUUUAAAAAAAAAAAAAAAAAAA